This is a messenger RNA of Photinus pyralis (common eastern firefly), 390 nucleotides long. Its product is annotated as cuticle protein 38. The record is from RefSeq and is a predicted model, not a curated record. The transcript has 2 exons. Bases 1 to 390 code for a protein of 129 amino acids. NCBI's taxonomy places the organism in Eukaryota, Metazoa, Arthropoda, Insecta, Coleoptera, Lampyridae.
AUGUACUUCAAGAUAGUUUUGUUCACCUGCGCUGCAAUUGCAACGGCCAACGCUGGAUAUUUGGGAGCAGGUCUUCGGUAUGCGGCACCUAUCGGAUUUGCUGCACCAGCAAUCGGGUACGCUGCACCGGCAAUUGCUCGAGUUGAGCAUUUGGCGCCUGCAGUAUCGUCCGUGCACCGAACCGAGUUGUUUACGGCUCCAAUUGCAAGAACCUCACUCGUCGCUCCUGCCAUACGCACCGUGGCCGCUGCCCCAUUGAUUGCACCAGCACCUCUUCUUCGCACCGGAUACCUAAAUCACGGUUUUGGAUACGGUAUAGCAUCAGGCUCCUAUGGGUUUGCAAGAUCGCUUCCAUUGGGAUACGCUGGAGCAUAUCGGGCGGGGUGGUAG